This is a messenger RNA of Symsagittifera roscoffensis, 1460 nucleotides long. Its product is annotated as probable serine racemase. The transcript is spliced from 5 exons. The record is from RefSeq and is a predicted model, not a curated record. NCBI's taxonomy places the organism in Eukaryota, Metazoa, Xenacoelomorpha, Acoela, Convolutidae. Gene Ontology annotation, biological process: D-serine biosynthetic process. Gene Ontology annotation, molecular function: magnesium ion binding; threonine racemase activity; pyridoxal phosphate binding. The coding region runs from base 442 to 1425 and encodes 327 amino acids.
UUUGCGAAUUUUUACGAGCUACUUCACAUGGUCAGAUUGUCGCAAAAACUGGUGUGUGGACUAAUUAGGCUGUGUCGAACAUGUUUGGUUUUCAAACUUAACCUUGUAAGACCCCUGGUUACACAGUAAAGUUGAUUCCUAUGUGAGUUGGGGGAAAAGGGAAAAGAGCCCAUAAGACAACUGAAAAGAAGGGGGGUGGAAAAGAGGAAGUACAUGUUAUCCAACGGCUUCUUUAGGAAAUCUUAGCAUUGGUCCACCAGAAGUAGCUGUCGUAAAAUAGUACCACAAGUGGGCUAUAUUUCUUGUUUUACUAGACUGAGGGGAGCUGUAUAUAAAGAAAAGGCUCCAAUUUUCUCUACCAAUUUUUUUAUUCGGCUAGAAGAAAAGCAACGAAGGAAAAGAGUUUCCAAAGAACUAAGAGACACACUCUGACUUUCAAACAUGACUGUAGACGUUCAGGAGAUCGAAGAGGCACAUGAUCGAGUGAAGCCUUUCAUACAUAAGACACCUAUUAUGACUAGUGAGACCUUCGACAAAUUAUUCGCUGCCGGCAAAAAAGUUUACUUCAAGUGUGAAAACUUACAGAAGACUGGCAGUUUCAAAAUUAGAGGGGCAAUGAACUCAGUACUGAAAUUGAAAGAAGAGAACCCAAACGCCACUUGUGUGAUGACCCGCAGUAGCGGAAACUUCGGAGGCGGCUUAGCUUAUGCUGCCAGAUUACACAAUUUAGAAUGCCAUGUCUUAAGCCCAUCAACGGGUUCACAAAUCAAAAGAAAGUGUGCUCAAGAGUACGGGGCCAAAGUGUCCCUUUACGACGGUUCUUUCAAGGAAUCUCAACGGGACUCAAUGAUUGAACAAAUUCAAAAAGAAACGGGCGCCCAUUUUAUAGCGUCAUCUGCCCAAGAGAGCACUAUGUGCGGUCAAGGAACAGUCGGUCUAGAAAUUUUGGACCAAGUGCCGGAUGUUGAUGCUGUCAUUUUACCAUGCGGAGGUGGAGGACUUCUUGGCGGCAGCGCUACUGCUUUGAAAUCGCGAAACCCAAAAAUCAAAAUCUACGGAGUCGAGCAUGGCAAUGCCACAAAUGCUAAGCUGUCUUUUGACCAAAAAAGACUAACUCAACCCGAGAGCCUCCCAAAAACUCUUUGCGACGGACUCGGAAACACGACUCUAAGUGAUUUGACUUUUGAUCACAUUUUGAAAUAUGUCGAUGAUGUCAUAUCCGUUCCUGAUGAAGAAACAGCCAAAGCAGUGAAGUUUAUAAUGUACAGAAUGAAAAUAGCAGUUGAGCCUUCGGCGGCUAUAGCUGCAGCGGUGCUUAUGAACCCUGAAAACAUUGAAAAGUACUUUAAAGAUUGUAAAAACAUAGUUGUGGUUUUAUCAGGAGGUAAUUUUGACUAUAUAAACCAUGCUGCUAUGCUAUUAUGAUACAAAAAAUCAGGUUGCCAGCAUAUCUAUAAAAA